AUGGCAAGUAGCGAACUAAAAGAGGGAAUGAAAAUUUGUGACCCUGCUUGUGGGGUAGGAAAAUUCCCCUUGGAAUUUAUCAAAGAUAAAAUUGAUAAUUUGUUUCGUGUUGAGAAAGGAAAAAUAAUCACAAAAGUAGAAAUAAUAGGUUUUGAUAUAGGAUUUGACAAGGAUGAGGAAAAAACUAUAAUUCUUGCCAAAGCAAAUAUGCUUAUUUAUUUUUCAGAGUUGAUAAAAAAGCAUAAGGGAAGAACUAAAGAAUUUGCUGAAUUGUUCAAUAAAAGUUUUGAACUGAAAACUUCAAGAUUUGGUACUUUAUCUGAAAAAUCCGAGGAAGAAUACGAUUUAAUUCUUACUAAUCCACCCUAUGUA
This is a messenger RNA of Paraglomus occultum, 372 nucleotides long. The record is from the annotation of a GenBank genome assembly. Lineage: Eukaryota; Fungi; Glomeromycota; Glomeromycetes; Paraglomerales; Paraglomeraceae.